AGGUUUGCUUUAAGAUCCAGUAUUCAUAAUAUCUGAAAACAUACACCGGGGUUCUAUAAAAUGGCGCCAGUAUGUCAGAAAUCAAACAAUCUGAAUGGCCUCCGGUAAAAGUAGGUAUUCCUUACGUUGCUCAAGUCAGGAGUGAUAGACAUAUUCUUUGGAAACCCCUGCCAACAACCCCAGGCAGUACGGAAGAGCUUGUUGAAGCGCUGGCCCUUGUCACGCUUUCUCAUCUCCUCUCAUACAUUUUUAAUUACUCAACAGUCAGAAAAGUUGAAUAAGGGAAAAAGUUUUCAUCAAAUGUUUGUCUACAAAACCUUGACAGAUUAAAAAAAGAAGCUGUUUUUAUAUCUAGAUUUGGCCCAGGAGUGCUCAGGCUUUAUGCCUGCAGUGUUUUUAGUGAAACACAGGGAGUAUUUUGUGCUGAGCUGUGGUAAGAUCACAUUUUGUUCAAGAGAACACAUUGACAGUCACUUCCCUUUUGAGAGCUGCUGUUUUGUGUUGCUGGCUUUCUAAUAUGGGUGGUGGUGACAGAAAACUGUCAGCUUGAAAAACUAAACUGUGUUGGUUUGCUGUUAUUGGCAUGAAGAUAACACAUGUUUUGGAAUUGAAUUGGGCUUGUACUUUCUGAAAAGCUUGUCACUUCUGCCGAAUUAAGAUGUGCAUGAAAGCUGGAGCAAUCAAUCAACCAAAACGUUCAAUAAACCUGAUACAUGGUAAUCUGCCCAUAGUCUUUAUCUACUUGAUAUCAGCUUUUACUCAGCACGUGCAUUGCAUGCAUAAUGCAGUACAUCCGUAUACAUUGGAGCUGGCUUCAACCGUGCACUGCGGGAUGCAGUUGCCUACCAAGCACAUACAGUGGCUUUUUUGUCACCAGAGGGGGGCAUUACUACCUCUAGUCUAGACUGGCGUCACUGGUCUCCUGGCAACAGUACGGGCGAGUUGUCGAUGAAGGUUCCAAAUAGACUGCUGUACAGAAAAGGAGUGCAUGUUUAGCAUUGAGAACCAUGGGCCUGCCUUGUACAAGAAGAAACAAUUACCCUCUAAGAAAUGAUCAUGUUUCAUGUCUUCUGUGAAUUUGUAUCUACUACAGCAAGACUGCCGACAAUUUUCAGAACGUGCGUAAUUGAUUAAAUGGAAAAUACCAAGUGCUGUCAGCUGACAACAUAGUGCGAGUGUGCGACCAACAAAAACAACAACAUUGAAACGAAAAGAAAGGACGUCCAAGAAGAAGCAGCGGUUUAGUGUGGUGUUAGACUAUAUGAUGAGAUGCAACCUUUUGUUGCUCUUUCUACUGUUAGAAAAUGUCACAUUUUGUCUUGCUACAUAAAACGCAUCUGAUUAUCGCGUAAACCACUGGGACUGUAUUCAUGUAUGUUGUUUCGAGAGACCGUUACUUUCCAUCAAAUAAACUGUGAAAUAACGAUUUAUUCAGUCAAGAAGCCACACAAAACGACUUGCCAAGUACUUACGAACCAUGAUUAAAUUCCAUAAUUCGGACCUAUGGAUUGCUUGGCUGGUUUUAUUUUGCAUGGAAGUGAGCGUGAGGGCGUUGGAUGUCACAGUGACCCAGAGCAGCAUCCAGGUAGCCCGCGGCCAGGCGGCCAUCUUGCCCUGCUCCUUCUCCACCAGCGCUGCCCUCAACAACCUCAACAUUAUCUGGAUGGUCAUCCCGCUGUCCAAUGCCAAUCAGCCCGAACAGGUGAUCAUCUACCAAGGUGGCCAAGUGUUCAGUCUAGCCAACCACUUGAAUGGCCGGGUGGGUUUCGUGGCCACCAUGCCCAGCACAAGUGCCUCUAUCUUCAUCAACAACACCCAGCUGUCAGACACGGGGACCUACCAGUGCCUGGUCAACAACCUCCCCGACAGAGGGGGGCGCAACAUCGGGGUCAUCGGCCUCACCGUGCUGGUGCCCCCCUCGGUGCCUGCAUGCCGUGUCCAGGGCACGCUGGACGUGGGCGCUGACAUCAUGCUGAUGUGCAACAGCGAGGAGGGGAUCCCCACGCCCACCUACGCCUGGGAGAAGCUGGAGUCGCUGCCCAAGCUGCCCCACACCGCCAUGCAAGACCAGAUGCAAGGGACCGUAACACUGAGGAACAUCAGUACCAGUACCUCUGGUCUGUACCAGUGUACAGCCUCCAACGCCAUCGCCAAGAGCACCUGUCUACUCAACCUGCAGGUUGUGGCACCCCAGCCCCAGAGUGUGGGUCUCAUAGCUGGCACCAUCGCCACGGGCGUGCUGGCUGUCAUCAUCUGCUCCUUACUGGUGCUGGUGACACUCUUCUACUGGAAGAACAAGAACAAAUACGAGGAGGAGGAGAUACCCAACGAGAUCAGAGAGGACGACCUGCCCCCUAAGAGGUCGUCGUUAGUGAAAGCGUUUCACGCCGACGCCUCAUCCUCGGAGAACGACACCCUGACGUCCACCAACACCUACAACAGCCGCUAUUGGCACAACCCCAAGCCCAACUACGACACCAACUCCUACACCCGCCACAAUGGUGACACACGCCAGACGUUCCCUACGGGGCAAGCGGCUCACACAGGACACGGGACACUGGCUCCGCCGGGCUCCGCCCCCCUGGCAUGUCAGGCCUACUCCAAUGGUAGCCACACCCUCCCCCCGCCCAAGACUCUGGUGGUCACCACCAACUCCGCCCCCUCCCCGCCCACCAUGGUGCGCAGCAAUGGCUCGGUCAGCCUGAAGCCCGUGACGGUGGCAUCGCAUGGCGGGUUCACGCACUCGUACGCCGUAAGCCAGGCCACGCUGGAGCGCAUGGGCGCCGUGCCCGUCUUGGUGCCAGCCCAGAGCAGAGCAGGCUCUCUGGUCUAAAGUAAACUCUUACUGGGUUGCACCAGCCUGCCUCCCCACUUCGUCUCUGUUUCUCCCUUUUUUUUUACUCAUUAAAGGGGAUUUUACAUUACCGACUUCAUCUAAUGCCAACGUCUCCAAGUACAGGAUCCCGUUUGAAAGCAGCACCAGGUGUUCUAUUGCUAUUGGUUGGUUUUGUAUCUUUUCUUGGGUGUGGUUUUCUCUCACUGGUUCCUUGCAUUUAAAUGGCUGUAACCAGUGGGAUUAUCGUACAAAAGUCACACAUGAUCAUCUGACCUUUCAGGUGACUGUGACUGUGCGUUUUGGACUCAUCACGACAGUGAGCAUUAACCGUUUAAUCUCUGUGUUUUAACCACACCUAGACGCUCCGAGCCCUGCAAGUCCCAUAAAGAAGCAUCCGAACGAGCAUGUACUGUAUAUUCCAUUGAAAACAAAGAACCGGAUUCUUGCUAUUAUUUCAUAUCACUCAGCUAUUGCGGUGAUUAUAAUCGUUUUGUAUCUUUUUUCUUUUUUUAAAUGUCAGAGAUGUUCUUUGAUUCACUGUAGUGGUCUUACAUGAACAGAACCAUAGUGGUGGAAAUGGCCUUAGAAGAGUAGAGAGUUACGGGGAUUUCUGGUGAAGUACCAAAUGGCAAAGACAACAGAAUGGCACAACACAGUAGGCUGUUCCUUUGACUGGACAGGGGGUUUCUGAUUCUGUCCAUUAGCUCCGACUUCAACACGUUCAUACGUUUUGUUUUGCACGGUAACACACUUUCAUCGAAAAACUCCUCUGAAGUCAUGCCAUUACGAACAGUGUACACACAUAUAUUUCUAUGUCUUCAUUAUGGAACGGUCUUACCUAUGCACCCCCCGUUACCUCUACAGCGUUACAAAUGGGAGAGAUGGAGCCUCUUCAGCACAAACCGGUAAGGGUUCGGAAUUUACAUUGAUUCGGUCCAGUAUUGGUAACUAUGGUCUUACCUCAAGAUCCCAUUAUGCUAAAACACCUCUCCCUGAAACUUGAAUCUGCAGUUUGAGUCGUACUGACCGUGUUUUAUGGAAAUACGUGCUAUUUUCAACCUGCUAUUGAUUUGUUUUAACAAAAUCCAAAUCUCACAUCAGUGCUGUUCGACAAGAAAACAUGGGGGAUAUCUUAUUUCAUACAUCCUUUAAGAAAAUGUAUAUUUAAAGGGGAUUUCCCUUGAGAAUGCUAACAAUCACUGUUUUGUACCUACUGGAAUUAUUGUAACUACUGGUAGGCUAGGUUGUGAAUUUAAGAAUAAUACAUUUAUUUUUUAUUUUUAAUCUCCAAUGGAUGCAUAUUUUACAACUCAUGCAGCUUAAUUUAAGAGGUCUAUUCAUUUCUGUUAACAGACUAAACUAAACUGGGUUUUGUAGAAUGUUGUAUUGUGUUUGUAAAGAAGGGAUGUCGUUUUUAUUUUAUAUUUUUUACAACUAGGUGUCCUCUGUGGGUGAAGCUGCAUGUUUGGGCAGUGCAAUUCAUACAAAAAUGACAAAGUAUCACCGAAACCCGUAUACUAAAAUGACUGUCUGCGUCUGUUGAUUGUAAUAAUGAUUUAACAUACAUUUAAUACAUUCUCUACCAGUUGUUUUCCAGGGCACUUUGAUUUCUUUCACAGCUACAAAUUUAGCAUUGAAAUAAGUUAACUGAAGUAUCCCCAAUGAUAGUUGAAAAUGAAAUGAAUACCACCUGUUAAUGAAACAUCUAGGUUUGUUCCAGCAGUGUUGUAAUGUGUUGCUAUUGGAGGUAAGAACGCUUCGAGGACCAUCUUUUUUUUUAUACCUGAAACUAACUGCUGAUUUAGGUUUUUAUAUUAAUUUGCCAAAAUUAUCUGUCCUGCUCUUUGCAUUUAAACUCUUAUUAAUAUUGAACUUAAUAUCUCGCUCGAAAGACAAAUUGUUUUGAUAUUGUGUGAUAUUACAUUUAAAAAAUUGUACUAUUAAUUUUAACCAACAAAAAAAACCCCACUUACUCCUGAGGGAAAAAAAAACAUCUCUUGUAUUUGGGGUCAGUAAUCUUUCUCAUUCAGUCUCUACAUAUACUGCACCCAAUAAUAGCUGUGGUCUCCACAGUAUGAAUUUGGCCAUUCAAUGUGCUCAAGUUAAGUGUUAUUGAAGUUAAUUGAAAUAUGCUCCAGUAAGAAGCCAUUAGACGUAGUCAAUUAAACCUCCUCAAGUAAAGCAAUAUGGAUGGUGAGCAGAACUUUCCGUCCUGAAGCAAUAAAGACCAACCAGGUGAAGCACAUUAGGAGGACUGUUGAUGUGAAAGAUAGACCUUUAUCAAACUGUUCCUUUUCAGUCACUCACUCAGCUCAUUGGCUUAUGUGUUGUCUCAUUCCCUCCAUCAGGGAACCAAGAUUAUAUUCAUAACUUAAUCAUGCGGCCAUGAGACUAAAACACUGUUCAGUAUUAUCAGGUCAUACGCACAACUUCGGAGAGUAUUCUUUGAGUUUGUUUGGUGUUCAGAGACUUGUUUCAACGUCAGAGUGCAUCCAUAUGAUUUAUGUAUGUACUCUUUCAUGUACAGUGCCUUCAGAAAGUAUGCAUACUCCUUGACUUGUUACACGUGUUGUGUUUCAGCCUGAUUUGAUUGAAAAUUAUUCACAGCCCUGAGUCAAUACAUGUUAGAAUCACCUUUGGCCGUGAUUACAGCUGUCAGUCUUCAAGAGCUUUGCACACCUGGAUUGUUCAAUAUUUGCCCAUUAUUCUAUUGAAAAUUCUUCCAGCUCUGUCAAGUUUGUUAUUGAUCACUGCUACACUGCCAUUUUCAAGUUUUGCCAUAGAUUUUCAAGCAGAUUUAAGUCAGAACUGUAACUCGACCACUCAGGAACAUUCACUGUCUUCUUGGUAAGCAACUCCAGUGUAGAUUUCUGGCCUUGUGUUUUAAGUUAUUGUCCUGCUGAAAGGUGAAUUAUUCUCCCAGUGUCUGGUGGAAAGCAGACUGAACCAGGUUUUCCUCUAGAAUUUUGCCUGUGCUUGGCUCCAUUCCAUUUAUUUCUUAUCCUGAGAAACUCCCUAGCCCUUAAUGAUUACAAGCAUACCCAUAACAUGAUGCAGCCACCACUAUGCUUGAAAAUAAUGUCUUGUAUUGGAUUUGCCCCAAACAUAACACUUUGUAUUCAGUAUAAAAAGUUAAUUGCUUUGCCA
Molecule: messenger RNA, 5983 nt
Organism: Oncorhynchus gorbuscha (pink salmon)
Lineage: Eukaryota; Metazoa; Chordata; Actinopteri; Salmoniformes; Salmonidae
Product: immunoglobulin superfamily member 11-like
Exons: 8
Coding region: 1478-2833 (451 amino acids)
Biological process (GO): homophilic cell-cell adhesion
Cellular component (GO): cell-cell junction
Molecular function (GO): ionotropic glutamate receptor binding
Source: RefSeq, a predicted model, not a curated record